AUGCACAAUCCUGAUCUUAUAGUAUUUGUGGGAGAAGCCUUGGUUGGUAAUGAUGGAUUGGGUUAAUUUUAAUAAGAAUUUGAUUUUAAUUAGUUCAAAGGAUAUAUAAGGGGGAUUGAUGCUAUAAUACUGAGCAAGUUUGAUACUGUUGAUGAGAAAGUUGGCGCGGGUUUAUCAUUGAGUUCAGGGGGGGACAAAGCAAUACUUUUAUUUUCAGUAGGACAGAAAUAUAGGCAUUUAAAGAAAAGAAUGGAGUUGUACGAGGAAUUGAAAAUAUACAUAAUAUCCAAAUAUAAAAACAAAAUUUGA
This is a messenger RNA of Paramecium tetraurelia, 309 nucleotides long. RefSeq lists its product as uncharacterized. Gene Ontology annotation, cellular component: endoplasmic reticulum membrane. The record is from RefSeq and is a predicted model, not a curated record. The transcript has 3 exons. NCBI's taxonomy places the organism in Eukaryota, Ciliophora, Oligohymenophorea, Peniculida, Parameciidae. Gene Ontology annotation, biological process: SRP-dependent cotranslational protein targeting to membrane. Gene Ontology annotation, molecular function: GTP binding; signal recognition particle binding; GTPase activity.